This is a messenger RNA of Portunus trituberculatus (swimming crab), 595 nucleotides long. RefSeq names its product larval cuticle protein III/IV-like. NCBI's taxonomy places the organism in Eukaryota, Metazoa, Arthropoda, Malacostraca, Decapoda, Portunidae. Gene Ontology annotation, molecular function: structural constituent of chitin-based larval cuticle. The transcript has 3 exons. Bases 42 to 365 code for a protein of 107 amino acids. The record is from RefSeq and is a predicted model, not a curated record. Gene Ontology annotation, cellular component: chitin-based extracellular matrix.
AUCACCAGCAUCAUCUUCCCUCGUCCUCCUCCUGCUGCGUCAUGAAGUGUGUUGUGGCGGCGUUAGUGGUAGUGGUGGUGGCGGCGGCGGCGACGCUGGGGGAGGCGCGCCCCGACACUGUGUUCAAUUACGAGGGCGAGGACCACAAGCACUACCAGAAGGGCGACACCGGCAGGAAGGUGGAGGGCUACUACAGCUGGAUCUCGCCUGAGGGACAGGAGUUCUAUGUGAAGUACGUGGCGGACGAAUUGGGCUACCGCGUGUUAGAGUCCAACGCCCUGCCCGUCAGCUCCUGGGGCGCCACGCCGGACGGACACCAGGGCAACCUCGACGGUGAUGUCCACGCCGCCGACGCCGCCCACUGACCUCCCCACACAGUCUCCCACACCUAUUGACCUCCCCGUGUCCUCUGCUCGCCCACUAACCCUCCUGUGCCGCCCACCCACCCACUGACCGCCCGCACUGCCCUCCCAUCCGCCCAUCAGCGACCACUUGAGGCCUGGUGGACGCGGCUUCUCGCGCCCACAGAGGCCACACUGGUCCUGGCGGCUCUUCACGGUACACUGCGCUUCAUGGAAUAAACACUUAGCAGCAC